AGUGAGGAAGCAACAAUGCACACUUCUAUAUCUGCCCCAGAUAUGUUAAUCCCAGAUUCAUCAACAGAUUCAACGGGUAUAACAGCAGAUCUUAGCAAUAAAGUAAAGGUUGAGCUGACUGAAAAUACUAUUGCCAAAGGUUUGGGCUCGAUAACUCAAAAACAGACAGCUGGCCACUCUGAUGAGAUGAAAAUAUGCGCACAUGAUCUGAAAGUUAAUGGAUGUGAAAUGCAAGGAUGUAAUACAACUACUAUCGGAAAAAGUAAUAUGUCAAAUUCAUUUUUGAAUCCUGAACACAAAGGAAAUAUUCAGAAAGCAGAUAAGGGAGAUGAGAAGAGAAAAGACUCUUUGCCCGUUGUGAUGCGAAAAGAAGCUGCUCUGAGUUACAAUGAACAUUCGGCCUUAACCUCACUCGCAGAACUGCAGGAUGGAAGUGGAGAGGAUAAAACCUCCCAUCAUAUGGAGGAAAAACCACAAAUGGAGGAAGUUCAGAUGCCUGAAAUUUUUUCUAGUGAUGGCAAACUGGUUGCAAACUUGCACAUGAGGCUACAAAGAGGAAUGAUAAAGACUGUAGAGAUGAAAGCGGAGUCGACCCCCUCUAAUGUUGAAGAACCUGGUUUAAAUUCAAAGCAAAAUGUUUCAAACUCAUCCCCUUUUCUGAAAGGCGAGAGGGCUAACAACCAUACUUUAAGCUACUCGCUGACUGGGAAAAUCAUUAAGAAAACAGUUCAGCAUAGUCAACGCAAAGCUGAGGAGCCAAGCAUGAUGCCAGUUGCUAGCCAGAAUAUGAUGUCACUGCCACAAAAGAGAUGUAAAAAGCUUUCUAAUGUGCCAUUUUUUGUCGAGAUCAGAGGUUCAUGUGUUCAAAUGAACAUCCCAAAGUUGCAUGGGGACCUACAUAGGAACGAUGCUGCAAAGACUGAUUUUGCUGAAUCAGAGGCUUCGAUCGAUAAUCCCAGUGGUAUAAAAGGUAUGGCACCCCUGCCCUCUGAUGCAAAUAGCUUGAUGAAAAUGAAGUUGUGCGAUUUGAGGGCCAUUGCAAGAUCACAGAAGCUAAAGAAAUACUCGACAAUGAAGAAAGAGGACCUGGUCAAACAAUUGGAAAACCGAUUGAGUUGCUAAUGAAUAUACCAAUGGCCACUGUACAGGUAUGGAAGUAUGAGCUUCUAAGGUGACCCGCGGCAAUAUCUGAUACUUACGUCCGAGUAACAUUGGUCUUCAGUCUUCAUUUAGGAAUGACAGGUUUGCUCAAGCGUAUUCAAUCACACUAGAUAGGGGAAUCCUAUAUUAUUAGACCUGAUUCUAUGACUCAUCUAAUGACAUUUGCUUUUUGUUCAAAUUAAUCGGGAGA
Messenger RNA from Hibiscus syriacus, 1351 nucleotides. RefSeq lists its product as uncharacterized. Bases 16 to 1122 code for a protein of 368 amino acids. The record is from RefSeq and is a predicted model, not a curated record. The transcript has 4 exons. Gene Ontology annotation, biological process: DNA-templated transcription termination. Lineage: Eukaryota; Viridiplantae; Streptophyta; Magnoliopsida; Malvales; Malvaceae.